Messenger RNA from Penicillium verhagenii, 768 nucleotides. Its product is annotated as histidine phosphatase family protein. The transcript has 4 exons. Gene Ontology annotation, cellular component: cytoplasm. The record is from RefSeq and is a predicted model, not a curated record. The coding region runs from base 1 to 768 and encodes 255 amino acids. Gene Ontology annotation, molecular function: phosphatase activity. NCBI's taxonomy places the organism in Eukaryota, Fungi, Ascomycota, Eurotiomycetes, Eurotiales, Aspergillaceae.
AUGCCACCAAAGCUUCAUCUCAUUAGACACGCGCAGGGUUACCACAACCUGGGCCCCGAAAAUUGGAGCCUCCUUGACCCGGAAUUGACCGAAAAAGGAAGACAACAAUGCCAGGAACUACGGCGCGAGAUUACCUUCAGCGACUCUAUUGACUUGGUAGUUGCCUCACCCAUGCGACGUGCAAUACACACAGGACUGGAAGCUCUCAGCCCCGCAUUUGAGGCUAAGCCCUGGCUGAAAAUGAUUGCACUUCCGGAUCUCCAAGAAGUCAGUGAUUUCCCAUGUGACAUUGGUACUGAGCGUGUCGAUCUGCAAAGGCAGAUGGAGGAGGCGAAUCUUCCAGUGGAUUUAAGUCUGGUCGACGACGACUGGACAAAAAAGACUGGCCGAUAUGAACCAACAAGAGAGAAGAUUCGAGCUCGAGCUCGCGAUGUGAGGGCCUGGUUCAAGGCUCGCCCGGAAAAAGAGAUUGCAGUUGUGAGCCAUGGGGGAUUUCUCCAUUUCCUGACUGAAGAUUGGGAGGAUGCUUGCAAAUACGAUGGGACCGGAUGGGCGAAUGCAGAGUCCCGCACAUACGAGUUCGUCACGGACGGCGUAGAGCUGAACGAAAAGUUCGAUGCAGAAGUUGAUGAAGCACCGAUGCAAGAGACAAGAGAAUCACGUCAUGUCCGAGGUCAAACGGCUCUUUCCCCCACAAUCAAGGACCAAAAGCUGUUGAGCGGAGAGAUGUUGCAGGGUUGGGCAAACCAGGGUUAUCCAAUCGAAUAG